Camelina sativa (false flax) is the source of this 1510-nucleotide messenger RNA. Its product is annotated as outer envelope protein 64, chloroplastic-like. The record is from RefSeq and is a predicted model, not a curated record. Gene Ontology annotation, molecular function: protein binding. Lineage: Eukaryota; Viridiplantae; Streptophyta; Magnoliopsida; Brassicales; Brassicaceae.
UUACUUAAGAAUAUAAUUUUGAAUACUUGUACCAUUGCAGGCAUCGACACAGCUGGCGGGGUAAGAGUGCCUGCAGGAUACUGUGGCGUUCUUGGAUUCAAAUCUUCUCAUGGGGCUAUUUCAAAUACAGGAAUCAUACCAGUAUCUUCAAGUCUUGACUCUGUUGGAUGGUUUGCCCGCGAUCCAAUCACCCUACAUCGUGUUGGCCAUGUACUCUUGCAACUUCCAUUUGCCACACAACGGAAUCCAAGGCAAAUCAUACUAGCCGAUGACUGUUUUCAGCUGUUAAAGAUCCCCGUGGACCGGAUUACCCAGGUGGUGAUCAAAUCAGCUGAAAAGCUUUUUGGAAGACAAUUGCUGAAGCAUCAGAACUUCGAGAACUAUAUUGAAACUAAAGUUCCUAGCUUGAAAGAGUUUGCUAGGACAAAAGCCGUUGAUAAGGUCCCAACAUCAAGACUACUAGCGAAUGUGAUGCAGCUUCUUCAAAGGCACGAGUUUCUUCAAAAUCAUGGGGAUUGGAUCAACACAGUGAAGCCAGCUAUUGAUCCUGUGAUUUCGUCCCAAAUUUGUGAGAACCCAGAACUAACCAGUGAAGAAAUUGAGAACUUGAAUGCAAUCAGAAACGAGAUUCGAGUGGCUAUUGGUUCACUUCUCAAGGAUGAUGGCAUUCUGGUUGUUCCAACAAUGCCAUCUGUUCCUCCAAAACUUGGUAGCAAAGAGAUAACCUCUGAAGACUAUCAAAAUCGAGCUUCAAGUCUGCUUAGCAUUGCUAGCAUAUCAGGAUGUUGUCAGGUGACUGUGCCGCUCGGACAUCAUGAAAAGUGCCCUGUUUCAGUUUCUUUCAUAGCAAGACACGGUGGUGACCGCUUUUUACUAGAUACGGUGCGGACAAUGUAUGCAUCUUUGCAAGAGUACUCGAGCAUUGUUGCUGAUCCCAAAUCUUCUAAAAAGACUAUCACGCAAGAAGAGUUAGCCGAGAUUGCGAAAGAGAAGGGUAACCAAGCAUUCAAAGAGAAACAUUGGCAGAAAGCUAUUGGUCUAUACUCGGAAGCUAUAAAGCUAAGUGACAAGACUGCUACCUAUUACAGUAACAGAGCUGCUGCAUAUCUUGAAGUUGGAGGCUUUCUUCAAGCCGAAGAAGACUGUACCAAAGCAAUCACCCUCGACAAGAAGAACGUCAAAGCGUAUUUACGAAGAGGAACCGCAAGAGAAAUGUUAAGCGAUUACAAGGGAGCCAUAGAAGAUUUCAGAUACGCACUUGUGCUGGAACCAAACAACAAACGAGCGGCUCUAUCAGCAGAGAGACUGAGAAAAGUAUUCCCGUGAGAGAGCUUCUUUUGUCCGUGGCUCACCGAUUAUUGAGAAAAGAAAACGGUUUGUUCCUUAGAAUUUUCUCCCAAGAGUAUAGGCCAAUUUUGUUACGCUUCUCUUUUGCGCCUGAUAUUUAGGCAUUCUUAUCUAGUAGAUACCUUUUGCAAGUCUUCGCCGGAAAUGGAAAUUAUAUUUUCUA